Messenger RNA from Tarenaya hassleriana, 2093 nucleotides. RefSeq names its product transcription initiation factor IIF subunit alpha. Gene Ontology annotation, molecular function: DNA binding; RNA polymerase II general transcription initiation factor activity; TFIIF-class transcription factor complex binding. The transcript is spliced from 10 exons. NCBI's taxonomy places the organism in Eukaryota, Viridiplantae, Streptophyta, Magnoliopsida, Brassicales, Cleomaceae. The record is from RefSeq and is a predicted model, not a curated record. Gene Ontology annotation, cellular component: transcription factor TFIIF complex; nucleus. Bases 316 to 1935 code for a protein of 539 amino acids. Gene Ontology annotation, biological process: transcription initiation at RNA polymerase II promoter; positive regulation of transcription elongation by RNA polymerase II.
UCUUCAGUUCGUUUAUCGGGCCGAAAGCUACGGAGAGGCCGAAAGCCGAAACUUUUGAUUACCGUUAGAACGGAAAAUUCGCCGAACCCUCUGAAAUUCGAUUCGAAGCUCUUGACCCAAUUUCGAAUCUUAAGGUAAUACGAGUUCUGAAAUCGACAUAGAACCCUUCGCUUUGUUAACUCAUCUUUUCGAUCUCUUUUGAUGGAACCCUAAUUCGUUUUCGGAGUCUUUUCUGAUCUUGUUCCACUCUCUUGCUUUCGUUUCUCUGGAAAGGAAGGGGAGGAGGGAGAACCUGGGGAUUGUUCUCGCCACGAUAUGUCGUACGAUCUGAUGUUGAAGACGGCGUGUAGCGGCUGUGGAUCGCAGUCCGAGUUGUAUGGAAGCACCUGCAAGCACAUGACGCUGUGCUUGCAGUGUGGUAAAACCAUGGCGGAGAACAAAGGAAAGUGUUACGAGUGCGGUACCACCGUCACGCGCCUGAUUCGGGAAUACAAUGUCCGUGCUAGCCUGGCCAGCGAUAAGAACUACUUCAUUGGUAGAUUCGUGACUGGUCUUCCGAACUUCAAGAAGAAUGUUGAGAAUAAAUGGAGUCUUCGUAAAGAUGGAAUACAAGGUCGCCAGCUUACUGAUGCUCAACGGGAAAAGUUAAAGAAUAAACCUUGGGUAUUGGAAGAUGAAACCGGGCAGUUUCAGUUCCAGGGACAUCUUGAAGGUUCACAAUCGGCAACCUACUAUCUGUUAGUGCUGCAAAACAAGGAGUUUUUUGCAAUUCCGGCUGGUUCUUGGUUUAACUUCAACAAAGUUGCACAAUAUAAGCAACUUACUCUCGAAGAGGCAGAAGAGAAGAUGAAGAAUCGUAGAAAAACUGCUGAUGGCUAUCAAAGAUGGAUGAUGAAGACGGCAAAUAAUGGUCCUGCAGCAUUUGGUGAGGUGGACAAGUUUGACGACAAAGAGAGUGGUGGUGGAGGUGGUGGGAGGGGUCGUAAAAAGUCAUCUGCUGACGACGAUGAAGGUAAUGUAUCUGACAGAGGAGAGGAAGAUGAAGAUGCAGAGGCAGCAAGGAAGAGUAGGCUCGGGCUCAAUAAAAAGGAUCUUGAUGACGAUGAAGAAGGUCCAAGGGGCGGUGAUCAUGACAUGGAUGAUGAUGACAUUGAGAAGGGAGAUGAUUGGGAGCAUGAAGAAAUCUUCACUGAUGAUGAUGAAGCUGUGGGCAAUGAUCCUGAGGAACGUGAAGAUCUGGCCCCUGAAAUGCCUGCUCCUCCCGAAAUAAAGCAGGAUGAUGACGAAGAAAAUGAAGAAGAGGAGGGAGGAUUGAGCAAGUCUGGUAAAGAGUUGAAGAAGUUGCUUGGUAAAGCCAAUGGGUUGAAUGAUUCAGAUACAGAGGACGAGGAUGAUUCAGAAGACAUGGAUGAGGACAUGAAUUUGACGCCAGUGGCGGCUUCAAAGCAGAAGGAUGCAACAAAGGAAGAACCUGUUGAAAUGACUCCUCCAAAACCAGUGCCAUCAGGAUCUGCACGAGGAACACCCACUUCUACUAAACCAUCCAAGGGAAAGAGAAAACUAAACGAUGACGAUGGUAAAAAGUCCAGUGGCGCUGCUCAGAAAAAGGAGACGAAAUCUUCGGUGAAAGAAGAGAGGACAGCCCCGGUUUCGAAAUCAAGCGCAUCGAAAGCUGUGAAAACGGAAGCAAAUUCAUCAGUGGGAUCAUCGCUGUCAUCGACAGCCUCAAACGCAACAGGACCAGUGACUGAAGACGAAAUCCGAGCGGUUCUAUUGGAGAAGAAACAAGUCACCACACAGGAUCUUGUUUCUCGGUUCAAGUCAAGACUCAAAACCAAAGAGGACAAGAACGCGUUUGCAGAUAUUCUGAGGAAGAUCUCCAAGAUACAGAAGAACGCUGGGUCUCAGAACUUCGUCGUUUUGAGGGAGAAGUGAGUGUAGAUCUGAAAUGCAAAUCUCAAAACCUGUUGCUAUGUUAGUUCAAUUCUCCAUCUCAGCAAACCCGGUUCGGUUUGCUUGACCGGAGCUGAGGUCGAGCAUAUAUGAUAAUAAACCUGGUCUUGGUUUAAUCUCUAAUCACCGUGUGUUUUGUU